This is a messenger RNA of Closterium sp. Naga37s-1, 1746 nucleotides long. NCBI's taxonomy places the organism in Eukaryota, Viridiplantae, Streptophyta, Zygnematophyceae, Desmidiales, Closteriaceae. The record is from the annotation of a GenBank genome assembly.
AUGGGGGGGCAGAGCAGUCUAGGUCGCCGCGUUCAAGUCUUAGAAUCGUGUUUGUUUUCUUUCGGGUCCAUUUCUUCUGCUGCUUCUGAUGCACUCUCCUCUGUGCUUGUUCCUGUGGUGACUGCUCUGGUGCGGUGUGGGUGGGUGCCUGGUGGGUUGAGAGGUGUGGAAUGGGCGUCCCAGGGACUGAAAGUGUUGCUUCCGGGGGUGCUGCGUCCCAGGGACGCACUGGCGUGGCUUGGUGGUCACUGGCACAUUGAGGGCAGGGGGCAGUACAGGCAGACCCUCGCAUGGGUAACAGUUCAGUAUCCUCUGCUUGCUGCAGUGACCUGCAUUCCCCUUCCACAUUCCACUAUCCCCAAUCCAAGCCGGCGCCUGGGUGAGGGGAGCGAUGCAGAGGAGAGUAAGAGGUGGCCGUGGGAGGAGCGGUGCAGCACAGCACAACCAUCACAAGGCGUGUGCAUGCACAAGGAGGGUAUGUCCUCAAGUGUCUCUGCAGCCGGACUGAAGCAGCGAUGGCAGCAGAAGCAACAACUGGCAGUGCAAGGGGGAGCAUGCGGGGUACGGGUUGCAGCAGGCAUGCUAGAGAACUCUUAUCCUCUUCUAUUUUAUUCCCGCCCGGUGGCGUUCGUCCUCCCAUUGAUCCUCUCUGCACCGACUUCUCCACUUCGCAGCAUCCACCUACAGUCACAUAAAUGGUACACCUCCCCCAAAGUCCCUAACCCCCUCCCUCUAACCACCCGUCCCCUCCUCUGGACUGACACCAUUCCCCCCCCACCCCCUCUCCCCUCCCCUUCCCUUCUCCCCCCCCCCACCAUUGCCCCCCCUGCACCCCCACCCCCUCCCCCCUCUCCCCCCGCCUCAUCAGGAGACAUCCUUGACCCCGUCCACCCUCCCUCCCCACCCGCUGCCCCUCCCCCUCCCUCCCCACCCGCUGCCCCUCCCCAUCCCUCCCCACCCCCUCCCCCUCCUUCCCCUCCCUCCCUCCAUGCACAACAUCCCCCACCUCCCCCCUCCCCACGCCCUCCCCCACUCACUCCACCACCAUACUCCCGUCCCCUACUCCCCACUCCCCCACUCAUCUUUGAGGAGACGAUGCCAGAGAAACUGACUGGGGAGGUGGCACAACAGGAUGUGAGAAACAACAGCCUGGACAUGGACAUGCACCAUGAGAUUGCUCGGACAUGCCAGCAUGGCGAGAUGGUAGCAUGGCGAGAUGGCAGCAUGGCGAGAUGGCAGCAUGGCGAGAUGGCAGCAUGGCGAGAUGGCAGCAUGGCGAGAUGGCAGCAUGGCGAGAUGGCAGCACGGGGAGAUGGCAGCACGGGGAGAUGGCAGCAUGGCGAGGUGGGAACACUCACGUGCCUUUUGUGGUGCAGGAUGCCUCUUCACAUCCCUCUCGACCCCUACACAUCCCUCUCUGCCCGUUCACAUCCCUCUCUGCCCCUUCACAUCCCUCUCUACCCCUUCACAUCCCUCUCUGCCCUAACACAUCCUUCUCUGCCCCUUCACAUCCUUCUCUGCUCCUUCUCUGCCCCUUCACACCCCUCUCUGCCCUUUCACAUCCCUCUCUGCCCCUUCACAUCCCUCUCUGCCCCUUCACUUUCCUCUCUGCCCCUUCACUUUCCUCUCUGCCCCUUCACAUCUGCCCCUGCACGAACUCACCGCCCCAAGGGGCUUCAGAUCCCUUCCCUCUCACUUACCCAUGCAAAAAAAUCAGUCCCUUUCACUUCCACUCACCUGCCCUAA